Symbiodinium pilosum is the source of this 492-nucleotide messenger RNA. The record is from the annotation of a GenBank genome assembly. NCBI's taxonomy places the organism in Eukaryota, Dinophyceae, Suessiales, Symbiodiniaceae.
GCCUUGACAGAAGCUGCAACCGAGAUGGGCGGCCUCUUUUUCGGGCGUCAUUCCCACCUGCAUGGCCAACUGCCACACUGCGUGGACGACAAGGUUGAGAACUUAAUCGGCUUCCACUGCUGCGACUCGGAAUUUCUGGCUGCAGCUCAGGACGACGAGGAUGCAGUGCCAGUCGAGCUGGGUGCGGGGGAAGCCAGUUUGCACACCUUCCGCACUUUGCACUGGUCUGGUCCCAACCUGACCAACGAAAGGCGCGUCGGCCUGGCCAUCCGCUACGUGCGCGCGGACGUGGGGAGGAACCGGAAGCUUCCAUGCAGAGAGAGUGCGAUGUUAGCCUGUGGGUCCUAUGACCCGGCUCACGGUGCAUUCGACCUGGAGCCUCCGCCGACAUGCGACGCUGGGCCCAAAGAGCGGGAGGUCCAUGCAGAUGCCCUGGCAAGAGAGCGUGAGAACUACUCCGUAGACCUGGAUGCAGCGUCCGACCCUGGCUGA